Molecule: messenger RNA, 2190 nt
Organism: Peronospora belbahrii
Lineage: Eukaryota; Oomycota; Peronosporomycetes; Peronosporales; Peronosporaceae
Source: the annotation of a GenBank genome assembly
AUGAAGACGGUGGUAGCGACUACAGUGUUAUUACUGAUUCAGGGUGUGAUAGGACAGUCGUGCGGACUCACAGAAAUGACCUUGUCGACAGAUUGCAGCGACGCAUGCUCACAAUACGAACCGUGCUUGGCCUACGGCGCCUCCAUGUGCCCUUCCAAAGUUUUGUGUGUCACCAGCGACCAGUGUGCUAUUCAGUGCUUUUCAAAGACUUUGAACGAUCCAGAUACGUUCACGUUUUUAGUAAUGUUUGGAAUGUACGACAAGACAAUGGCAGAUAGCAGCUUGUCCUUGCUUGAAAAUGAGGUUAAUGUCAUCCCAGAUGAGACUGACACGUACGCGUCGAUCAGCAAUGACGCAGUCUCUACUAUCAGUACUAUUGCACUUCAGCCAACAGCAACCUCCUUCAUAGUGAUAGGAGGUACGAGUACCACCUCAUCGGUAAAGAGCAAGGUGGCCAAGGUGACUUUCGGCUCCGACGUCAUCUCCACACAGACUAGUGUAACGAAUGUGGUGCUGAAGAACGUGGAUCUAUCAACUUCCGCUACACUUCAGCAGCUGCCUGUCGUGCUCCCAGCUGCUCUGCAGAAUUUAAGCCUUGCUAACACAAUGCUUACAAGCUUUCCAACCGUAGUCGCAAAUUUCACCAGUCUCCAGAAGCUUGAUCUGGACAUGAACUACAUCACCGAAAUUGCCGCGACCACAGCUAUGAAUUCCCUCAUGCACAUUUCAUUUCGUAACAAUGAUCUCGACAGCUUUCGCGCUGUUUUUCCAAACCUUGUUUCGCUGGAUCUGACGGACAACAAAUUUGCGAGUAUUCCACUUAGCAUCUAUAUCCAUUACAGCCUGGAUAAGCUGACAAUGAAGGGAAAUCCUCUGGCUUCCCCGUGGUUCACACAGGAUCAGGCGGACUUUUUGAGCAAGCUCACGCUUUUUGAUCUGGAAAACUCAGACUUUGCAAAAUCAAUCAACAGCUGCAGCUCGGCUAACCAGCGCAAAGUUCAUGCGUUGACCGAAGCAUUGUGGGUGGCAUAUUGGUCCUUGCUAUCGUGGUGCUCGCUACAAUCUGGAUAUACAGGAACCAAGUCCGCCACUCGGAGCGCCACUCAAAAGGUGUUCGCGCGUCUUACUUUUUAUGGUGUAUCACCGCCUCUCUCUCGAUCAUCUGCCGACAAAGGUUACCGUGGAGGCCGUCGUACACCUGUAAGUGGAGGGCCACGGUUUUGUCCAAAUGACUACGAGGAUGAUGGCAGCAAUUUUUCACCCCGAAUCUCGACUCGUAGUACGUAUAGCAACAAGAGCGCAACUGCGUAUUCACUUUGGAACGAUGAAGAAUUGCUGUCAUUGCAGGUAAAGUAUGAUGAGAUUGAGGACAUUGGCACUAUCGGCAGCGGAGCGUGCGGUGUCAUUUGGCUUGUGAAGUACCGAGGAUCUCAGUUACUCGCCUCCAAGCGACUUCGAUCCGACCAGAUUACAAAGUGGCGUACGCAGGCGUUUAUUGAGGAGAUCAAGAUGGUAGCUCCAUUUGAUCAUCCGAAUGUUGUUCGUCUUAUUGGGUGCGCGUGGACAAUUGAGACGGAUUUGCAGGCGCUGUUUGAGUAUAUGGAAAAUGGUGAUCUUCGUGACUUUUUGCUUGAGCCGAGUUCGCCUCGUCAUUGGAGUCCAGAAUUGUUGCAGCUGGCGGUAGAUAUUAUCGAGGCGCUGGUGUAUAUACAUUCAUUCACGCCUCCACUGGUGCACCGUGAUCUAAAGUCUCGCAAUGUAAUGCUGUCAGGCGAGAUGAAAGCCAAGGUGACCGAUUUUGGUGCGUCAAGGUACAAAUCCGUUAACGAAACCAUGACUGCAGCUGUCGGUACGGGUCGUUGGUUGGCGCCAGAGGUGAUUUCAGGCAGUAGUAAGUACGACCAGUCCGUUGAUGUGUUCUCAUUUGGAGUUGUGCUGUCUGAAAUGGAUACGCACACGAUCCCGUACGACGACGUCCGGGACGCAAACGGCAAUCGUUUGAACGAUAUAGCUAUUCUACAGCUCGUGGCUAACGGUCAAUUGCGUCCUAAAUUUGGUGCAAGUUGUCCACCAGAGCUACGCAUGGUAGCUGAACGAUGUCUCAACCAGGAUCCUCAAAAGCGUCCGCCAGCGCAUGUUAUAGCAUACGAACUGCGUGUCAUUCAACGGUCACACUACACACUGCUGUAA